AUUGCUCCCUACUGCUCUCUGUUGCUUCUACCGCUCCCUAUUACUUCUACUGCUCCCUAUUGCUCCUAAUAUCUCUUAUCAAUCUUGGAUUUUCUUAGAAUGAUGUUGCCAAUCAGCUUUAGCUGUUGUCGUAAGGCUUCUGCCAGAGCCGUCACAAUUACCAUUAUCAUUCGACACGUCGAUCAACCUUAUAAAGAGCUCGAGCCACAAAUUGAAUCUCAUAUGCACACUUUUCUCGAGUAUGCCGGCACCCAGGUUCUUCUGCAUAUUUCAAUACUUCUUCAAUUCCUUUUUGGCAUUUCAACUUAGAAUAAUGAUGGACUGCUUCUCCACUUUCACGUCCUGGAAAGGAUUCAAGAAAUGGCUGACUUUUACCAAAGCCACGUCGCAAGAUCAAGAGAUUAUCAUCUUUGCUGACGUGGAAAGAGGGCCUGAUGAUCUCGUGGUAACAUACCUUCGGUAUCGUUUUUAUGACCGCCUUCCUUGGGACGAGUUCAAGAGACUCGGAAGCUCGGCAACACUAGCAGUGGUUAAAGCUGGCUGGAAUUGGAUCAUUCUGGAUCACAUGGCUGAAUCGAUACGCGAAGGACGAUUCAAGGAGUCGGAUCUGGAUAAGGCUCGGGAGAAGGCAAAGGAAAACCGUAAGAGCAAAUUCAGUCGGAGUGCUUCUGAUCCAAUCAGUUAUUUUGGUUGAGCGAAUAAAGUGG
Messenger RNA from Aspergillus japonicus CBS 114.51, 707 nucleotides. RefSeq lists its product as uncharacterized. The record is from RefSeq and is a predicted model, not a curated record. The transcript is spliced from 2 exons. Bases 317 to 694 code for a protein of 125 amino acids. NCBI's taxonomy places the organism in Eukaryota, Fungi, Ascomycota, Eurotiomycetes, Eurotiales, Aspergillaceae.